Molecule: messenger RNA, 1410 nt
Organism: Mesorhabditis belari
Lineage: Eukaryota; Metazoa; Nematoda; Chromadorea; Rhabditida; Rhabditidae
Source: the annotation of a GenBank genome assembly
AUGAACGAGUUCGUUCCUAAUUUCGAGAUGCGCGAGGGUGAUGCCCGGACCCUUGGGCCGCAACGUAUGGCAACAAGCGGAGCCGUUCCAGUCAUCAAUGAGCAAGGAAAAGUCGUCAUGCAGAAAGUCAAAGUUCAACGAUAUGUGGCCGGAAAAGUGCCCGCCUACGCACAGGAGCAUUCAUCCAGCGAGGACGAAGAGCGACAGGAACGUCGACGUGAGCGACGAGAACGAGAGGAGCGUGAAAAAAACCGAGAAGAACGCCACAGAGAAGAUCGUGAGAAAGAAAGGAGACGUCGCCAUGAUCGAGAUCGAGACCAUGAGAGAAAUCGCAGUGAAGAACGAGAAAUUGCUGAACCAGAAAUUCUCCGACCAGACCCAGCUGAAGAAGAAGCAAAUCGCUUUGAAUUAGAGGAACGUCGUGAAAGAGCUCGUCUGCGUCGCCUUGAACUGGAAAAGCAAAAGAGUGACGAUGAGGAACAAGAUGAUGCUGGGAGCGAUGAAGAACAAUUUGAGCGUAGACGUCGACUUCUUCGCGAGAAGGCUCUUAGAAGAGAAGAAGAAGAGAUUCGUUUCAAAAAGGAAAUAAAGGAAGAAUUGGAGCAAAGUGAGGAGGAAGAUGAAGAGGAAACGAGUGAAGAUGAGUCGAGCGACGAAGAUGAAGAAGAUCAAGUGAUGCGUUUGAAGCCGGUAUUUGUGAGAAAGAAAGACCGCAUCACUUUGGCGGAUGCUGAAAUUGAGAAAAAGAAACUCGCUGAAAAAGAAAGAGAAGAACAACGAAUUAAAGAAGAACGCCGACAAGAAAGCAUUCGGUUGGCUCAACAAGUGCGUCGUGAUGAAGAAGAGAUGGAAAAACGAAAGAAAGAAGACAAUAUCGAGCUCAGCGCCGUUCCCACUGAUGAUGAAAGCGAGGAGCUUGCAUAUGAGGCUUGGAAGUUACGUGAAAUGAAACGAUUAAAGCGGAAUCGUGAUGAACGUGAGGUGGCUGCUAAGGAGAAGGCUGAACUUGAACGAAUUCACAGCAUGACUGAAGAAGAAAGAAAGGCUUGGAUUCGUGCCAAUCCGAAAGUCAUCACAAAUAAGCAAGACAAAGGAAAGUAUAAGUUCUUGCAAAAGUACUUCCAUCGGGGUGUGUUCUAUUUGGACGAAGAAGAUGAAGUCAAGAAACAAGACUUUGCUGCCCCAACAAUGGAAGAUCAAUUCGAUAAAACUGUGUUGCCCAAAGUUAUGCAAGUCAAAAACUUUGGAAAGGCUUCGCGAACCAAGUGGACUCAUCUUACAGCUGAAGAUACAACUGAUCACCAGGGUGCCUGGAACACACCAAGCGCUCAAAAUGUAACGUUCUUCAACAAGAAAGCUGGCGGGACGCGCUCCAUCUUCGAUCGACCGGCCUCGAAGAAGCGAAAAGUG